UGGAAAAACCCUAAAACAGGCGAACAGGCGCCCAUUUUAAUACAGCAUAUCGUUUAAUUGGUCUCCUCUCUGUUAUUUUGUCGAUCAAAGUUUCGAGAAAAUCUUAAAUGCAUCAUGUCGGUGUGAUGCGAAGGAGUGCAUACCCUGACGGCAUUAGAUUACCAUAAAGAACGUAUACCCAUUUCCCUUCUCUUAGGCUGUACCUGUCACUUCCCGCCAUUCUUUCAACGGCGAACGAUGCCGGUCCUAAGAUCCCGCGAAAUCCCCGCAGUCCCACCUAAUCCUCGCAAAACCCGGGCUCACGUCGACCCACCCGCCACUCCCACUCAAGGCCGUGAACAUCCGGCCACUUUCUCAUCUUCUCCUUCACUCUCUCCAUCCCCUAAGAUACCCAGUCGGGCCUCCAGUUCUGCAACAAUACUCAGGCGGAGCCUUCGUCUCGCGUCUAAAGCUUCCUCAAACGGGGACGAGGUUGGCGUUUCAGGGGAGGAGAAACGGAUUGAAAGGCGAGAUGUGGACUUUUUGAAAAAGAGGAAGUUGAGUUUGGUUAGUGAUGGUGGCGUUGAAAGCGUAGAGAGUGAAGGGGUUUUGAGUCUGCGGUCGGGGAAGAGGGUUACAAAGAUGACUUCACUGGCGGACGGCUGCGGCGAUGAGGAGGUUGGAAGUGAGGAGAAAGAGAAAGGGGUAUUAAGGAAAGAGAAUGAGGAUAUUGAGAAACUGGAGAGAAACAGUGAGAAAGAGAAUGCGAAUUGCAGAAGGAGAUUUAGCGAUGAAGAGAAAGGGAAGGGGAAAUUGGUUGUUGAAACGAUUUUGGAAUCUGAAGCUAAGAGUUCAGUUGACGGUUCUGUUUCAGGCAUUAACCUUUCAGCGGAGAAAGUAAGACUGCCAGAUGAAAAGCGUACUAAGAAGAAUAAUAAGAGAGGAUAUGGGGGGAGAACGGAACAUUUUCGAGACGUGGCCAGGCAAAAUGCUUCUCGAUAUGCCCAUUUUGACGCCCAGGAGGAAGAAGAUAACAUUUUCCCUGUCGAGGCUGAAAGGGAAAUUUCCCCUGAAAAAGAACAGCCAGAAGAGAAGGGCGUUGAAGAUUGGCCUGGUCCAUUCUCUACUGCUAUGAAGAUUAUAAGGGAUAGAGCAGAGAAAUUGAAUUUACAACGGGGGAGUUCUUCUUCAGGCAACGUACAAUCCGUGCAAAUUACGUGGGUUCCUCAAAAGGGUAAAGGAAAGGACCGUUCAAAGCGGUUGCCUCCAUCAUUGCUUGAUAUGUGCUUCCGGAUUUUGGUCAAUAAUGCAGAUGCAAUUGCUUCCCUCGAUCAUGUGCCGGAUGGCCUGAGACACAAGCUCUGUCAGAUGCUCUGUGACUCCAGACGAAUGAAUAGUAAUUUUUUGGACCACCUCGUUAGUGGAUCCCCUACUGAAAUUCGCCUGAGGGAUUGUUCAUGGUUAACGGAGGAGCAGUUCACUAGAUGUUUUGAGGGGUGUGACACUACCAACUUGACGGUUCUUCAACUUGAUCAGUGUGGCUGCUGUAUGCCAGAUUAUAUUUUACUUUCUACCUUAGCUCAGUCAUCAAACAGCUUGCCUGCACUUAUUAAUUUGUCGUUGACUGGUGCAUUUCGGCUUUCAGAUGCUGGGCUAAAUGCUCUUGUUUCUUCUGCCCCUGCACUAAGAUCCAUUAAUCUCAGUCAGUCUUCUCUUCUUACUGCCAGUGCUAUUGACACUUUAGCUAACUCCUUGGCAUCAGUCCUACUGGAACUAUAUAUCAAUGAUUGCCAAAGUAUUGAUGCCAAGCUGAUUCUUCCAGCAUUGAAGAAGCUGGAGCAUUUGGAAGUUUUAUCAGUAGCAGGCUUGGAAUCUGUUACUGAUUGUUUCAUCAAGGAAUUCAUUAUUGCACAUGGUCAUGGUGUCAAGGAACUUAUAUUGACGGGUUGUAGGAAAUUAAGUGAUUCUUCCUUGAAAAUCAUUGCAGAAACCUGUCCAAAUUUACAUGCUCUUGACGUUGGUAAUGUAUCCAAAUUGACAGACUCUACUUUGGGAUACCUGGCAAAUGGCUGUCAAUCAGUACAGUUAUUGAAAUUCUGCCGCAAUGCAUUCAGUGAUGAUGCU
Theobroma umbraticum is the source of this 2103-nucleotide messenger RNA. RefSeq names its product F-box/LRR protein. Gene Ontology annotation, biological process: SCF-dependent proteasomal ubiquitin-dependent protein catabolic process. The record is from RefSeq and is a predicted model, not a curated record. Gene Ontology annotation, cellular component: SCF ubiquitin ligase complex. Lineage: Eukaryota; Viridiplantae; Streptophyta; Magnoliopsida; Malvales; Malvaceae.